AUGGGUAGAAAGGAUAAGCAACGUAAAAGACUACGUGAUUUUGCUAAAUUAAAAGAAAAGCAACGUCAACUGCAUUUGGAUCAAUUCAUUGCAACUUCAGAUAAUCUUAAGAAUAAAUUAAUUGCAACUUCACAGAACAGCGUACCACAAACGAUCGAUGAACAACCAACUGGGAAUAUAGAGGAUAAUGAUAGUACUGAAUUAACUCCAUUGCUACUUAAAAAACAAUCUGAAAAUCACAUAGCUGUUGCCGAAUCAUCAGGAAUAGAUGCUUUAAAAUCAGAUACAGUAGAGGAACCAAUUGAAGAAGAGGUGACAUCUUUAGCUCACCAAAAACAGAAAAAUAUAUCUGACGAUAAUCAGUUAAUUGAAGAACCGUCACGGCCACAAUCUAGUCGAGAGGAAAUAUCAUCAUCAGCUAGCACAAAUGAGGCACCAAUUGUUCCUCACAAGAAAAUUCAUUCUCCUUCAUAUGGCUCUAUUGAACAACGUUUGUCACAUGAAGAACCUGCGUUCACCGAAGAAGUAGUAGAUUUAGAAACAAACAAUCGAGAUAUAUCACUACUAAACGAACCACAAUUAACUGCAGGUAUGAUAUUUCUAUUCUCUUUACUCUUGUUUACUAUUAUUUUUGAUUUCACAUUAGCAAUGAUGCUAUCAACAACUAGUGGGUCACAUGUCAAACAAUCAAGUAACUCAUCAUGGAUUAUCGCUUCUUAUUUGAUAACUAUGUAUAUUUCACAAUUGUUAACUGCACAGGUUUCUGGGAAAUAUAAAAACUAUAAAACUUUAUCAUAUAUCGGUACAAUGCUAUUUUUAAUAGGUAGUAGUAUACUCACUAUUAAAACUGUAUCAUUUUGGUGGAUUGUUAUGGCAAGGUUCAUCCUUGGGUUAGCAAGCGGAUCUUUGAUAUACGUAAUGUUGACAAUAAUUAACAAGUGCAUUCUCAAUAAACGAUUCUCUCGUCCAUCGAUGAAAAUAUUUACAAUUCCUAUAGUAGGAGGGUUAUCAUUAGCAUAUGCGACUGCAAUUUUCAUUACCUCAUGGCAAAAUGUUUACUUCCUUCUCGCUAUUUUUUCAUUCUUUACACUAUUCCUAAUAAUGUUUUAUUUCCCUUCAAACGAGAGUUAUAAAACCAAUAAUACAAAUCUGUCCUCAAUUGUUGCAACUCUUGAUAUUGAUUUGAUUGGUUGUACGAUACUUUCUGUUUUCCUACUCUUAAUUGCUGUUAUUACUACAGGUAAUUCUAAUGGAUUUUCAAUAACAUCACCAUACUCAGCAACUUUAGUCAUUUCUAUCAUUCUGGUAGGAAUUCUUUUAUUACUUUCAGAAACUACCACCAAUAAGAACCCGAUAAUACCAUUAGAUUUCAUUGAAAACAAAGUAAUAUUUUUCAAAUCUUUGACUGUAUUUUUUGCAUCAAUGUCAUUGAUCACGUUUAUUCAUUAUUUCCCAUUUUAUCUUGAAAAGACACUAAAUAUAUCUCUAUUUGAUAUAUAUAAGAGAACAAGUCCAAUGUUUUUGACCAUUCUAUUCAUAAUCAUAACCGUAUCCCGUCGUAUCAGUACGCAGAAUACACUAUCAUAUGGCUUAGUAACCUUCUUUGGCAUAAUGGGACUCAUAGGACAAUGCAUAUUACUAAACUAUGUGUAUAAUGAUACUGCUGAUUACAAACUGUGGAAACAAUGUAUGAUCGGAAUACUACCCAUCUUAGGGUCUACUUUUUUGGUUAUUGCAACUUUGAUGGAUGUAACAGAUGAUAAAAAACUACCAAUUAUAUCUACAUCUAGCUUCGCUGUAAGCACAUUAGGUUCGAUUCUUGGUAUCUGCAUAAGUGGAUUCAUUUUCAAUCAAGGGUUAUACGAUGAAUUAUGGGUACAUUCUACUGAGGAGAAGGGGUUGGGUAAAAUCAUUAGAAAAAUGAUCAAUAACUCAGAGUAUGAGUCAUCAUCGAGAUAUUACUGUUAUGAAAUAUUGGAGAGUUACUUUAUUGUAUCUGGUUAUGUGUUUUUAUUUUCAGCAAUAUGCUUACUGGUGGCGGUAAUUUCAUUUUGUUUCACUAUAAAAAAUAAGAGACAUCAUUAG
Messenger RNA from Naumovozyma dairenensis CBS 421, 2085 nucleotides. It is a transcript of the gene VBA4, whose product is annotated as Vba4p. The transcript has a single exon. Lineage: Eukaryota; Fungi; Ascomycota; Saccharomycetes; Saccharomycetales; Saccharomycetaceae. Gene Ontology annotation, cellular component: fungal-type vacuole membrane. The record is from RefSeq and is a predicted model, not a curated record. Gene Ontology annotation, biological process: basic amino acid transport; transmembrane transport. The coding region runs from base 1 to 2085 and encodes 694 amino acids. Gene Ontology annotation, molecular function: basic amino acid transmembrane transporter activity.